AUUAGACAAUUUGGAUUCGCAGAGACAACGUAUCGAUGGAUGACUGAGAAGGGGAGAGAUGUGAAACAACACCUUCCCCAGACAUGGUUUAUAAACCGUUCCUCGUAGCACGCUGGCUAGAGUUUUACAAAUGUGCUUGCCCUUUCGUUGAUUGUCUUCUCGCCGAUCUUCUAUCAUCGCCACCUGACUUUGCAAGGUGUUUGGCCCUUGAACUGCACUGGCAUUCACAAGGGUUACAAGCCAUUUCGCAACGCAAACAUGCAGAACUCGCGGGACUUUGAAGCUGUUCGCAACGAUAUCACGAAGAUCCUGCGGAAGCCCGAGUACGAUGAUGGUAGCAUAGGCCCCGUCCUCGUCCGUUUGGCAUGGCAUGCCUCCGGUACUUAUGACAAGGAGACAGACACCGGUGGCUCCAAUGGAGCUGGUAUGCGCUACGAGGAAGAAGGUGGGGACCCUGCGAACGCCGGCCUUCAGCACGCGCGCGUCUUUCUCGAAGCGAUCAAGGAAAAGCACAGCUGGAUUACUUACUCUGAUCUGUGGACACUGGCUGGCGUGGUGGCAAUCGAGCAGAUGGGAGGGCCCAAGAUCCCCUGGAAGCCGGGCCGCUCUGACUUUGCGAAUGACUCGCUACUUCCGCCGCGCGGCAGGCUGCCAGACGCAGCGCAAGGCUCUGACCACCUGCGAUGGGUGUUUUACAAAAUGAACAUGAAUGACCAGGAGAUCGUCGCGCUGUCCGGCGCGCACUCGCUCGGGCGAUGCCACAGCGACCGCUCCGGCUUCGAGGGACCGUGGGUACCGAACCCGACGCGCUUCUCGAACCAGUACUACAAGCUGCUGCUCAAGCUCAAGUGGCAGCCCAAAAAUUGGAAGGGACGCCAGGGAAUGCCGUUCCAGUGGGCCGCCAAGGCGCCUGGUGUAGGGGAUGAUGGGGAGGAGCUGAUGAUGCUGCCGACGGAUAUGGCGCUGAUCCAGGACCCGAGCUUCCGACCAUGGGUGGAGAAGUACGCAACGGACAAAGAUCUGUUCUUCGACCACUUCACCAAGGCCUUUGCUAAGCUGAUCGAGCUCGGCGUCUACCGCAAUGAGCAGGGUAUCGCCACGUUCGACCAUCUCAACAACAGCGGCGGCAUGGCCGAGUACAAGAGCGCGCCGCAGAAGAGCAUGCGCCCCGGCGCGUCGGAUUCCGGCAAGGAUGGUGUGCAGAUAUCGCGGGCCAGACUCUAAUCGCGCAAGGAAUACAGGACCCUCGCAGAAAAUGCCACCUUUGCGUGUUCUUGUCUACUCAGCAACCUAUACACCACCUCGUUUGGCUCAAUCGACCGGAAGGAACGAGAAGGAAGCCUGUGUUAAUUGAAUCUUUCUGAUAACUAGAUAUGUACUUAAACCGCAACCACUUCAAUCGCAACCCUAGAGAACCGC
Messenger RNA from Tilletiaria anomala UBC 951, 1419 nucleotides. RefSeq names its product class II peroxidase. Bases 259 to 1224 code for a protein of 321 amino acids. Gene Ontology annotation, molecular function: heme binding; peroxidase activity. The record is from RefSeq and is a predicted model, not a curated record. Lineage: Eukaryota; Fungi; Basidiomycota; Exobasidiomycetes; Georgefischeriales; Tilletiariaceae. The transcript is spliced from 4 exons. Gene Ontology annotation, biological process: hydrogen peroxide catabolic process; cellular response to oxidative stress; response to reactive oxygen species.